ACGACCAAGUCCCGCCAGUUAAAGUCAGGGAGGCUGAGGGAAAAAAACUCAGAGGAAGGAAGAAAGAAAAGAGUUAAAAACUUGUUUAGUCGCAGUGUGUGAUGUGUGUUCAGCCUCUGCGGACGAGACAGAACAUCUAAUGAAGUCUGAAUAAAUAAAUUACAGGUUGUAUUAGAGACCUAAGGCGGUUUAAGUAUCUGGAGAAAGAAAGCAGCUGUUCAACUUCUUUUGUUUGUUUUAGCGCUGAAACUCUCAGAGAGAGCAGGAACUAAAGGAGGAGCACGUGCACUCUGACAUCUGUGUGAGAGGACAGACAAUGAAACAAAUGGCUCCUUCACUCACUCAAGCAUUUCGUAGGCGAUGGUGGAUGGCCUGCACGGCUGUGGUGGAGAAUCUGUGCUUUUCUGCAGUUCUGCUCGGCUGGGGGUCUCUGCUAAUCAUGCUAAAAAUGGAGGGAUUCUACUCACACCUCUGCACAGUAAACAAGACUGUGGACCCUCGUCAGCACUCCAAUGUUUCAGAAGGUCGGCAAAGCUGUGUGGAGCAGGAAGAGAUGCUGAACCUUGGCUUUACAAUCGGCUCCUUCUUGCUUAGUGCUGCAACACUGCCGCUCGGCAUCCUAAUGGACCGAUUCGGCCCCAGACCCCUGCGCCUCACUGGGAGUGCAUGUUUUGCCUGCUCCUGUGCAAUGAUGUCUGUGUCAGCAUAUCAUCCCAACGUCCUCUCUGCCCUCAUCUUCCCCUCUUUGUCGCUUAAUGGGUUCGGAGGAAUCUGUCUGACCUUCACUUCUCUCACGUUGCCCAACAUGUUUGGAAGUCUUAGUUCUACAGUGAUGUCACUGAUGAUUGGAUCAUAUGCAUCGUCUGCUGUUACCUUCCCUGGAGUCAAGCUUAUUCAUGAUGCUGGUGUGUCGUUCAGUGUGAUCAUGUGGGUCUGGGCAGGCCUGGCUCUUCUGGUCUUCCUCAACUGCUUCCUGAAUUGGCCAGUGGAGUCUUUCCCCACACCAGAGGAGAUGGAAGAGAUGCAGAAGAUGGGUGCAGGUGAUGAGUCACAAAAACACACUCUGGCCUCAAGAGAGAAAAUGGAAGGUCAGGUGAACUACUCCACUGAUAAGCUGACUGAUGCUACCCAGAACACACCACACUCCGUUCCAUUUAGACGCUCAGUGUUUUCUCCCAUCUUCCUCUGGAGUCUGAUUACAAUGGGGAUGUCUCAACUGCGUAUCAUCUUCUUCAUGGGAGCCAUGAACAAGAUUUUGGAGUUCAUGGUCACGCAUGGCAAAACUGACCUUAAGUCCUCUUCUGAGCUUGGGGAGGCUGAGAAGAAAGUGAGCUUCUACUCGUCCAUCUUCGGGACACUGCAGCUCCUGUGCCUGCUCACCUGCCCUCUGAUUGGCUACAUUAUGGACUGGAAAAUGAAGGAGUGUGAGGAGGAAACUGGUCCUGCCAAGGGAGACCAACUGCGCAGCUCUGAUUCCAAACCCAAGCGUGACAGAAAGAUCCAGAAAAUUACAAACGCCAUGAGAGCCUUCAUCUUCACCAACAUGCUGCUCGUCCUGUUUGGCAUCGUCUCGCUCAUCGACAACCUACCUCUGCAGAUUUUGACAUUCAUCUUGCACACCAUGGUCCGAGGAUUCAUCCACUCCUGCUGUGGGGGACUGUAUGCUGCUGUCUACCCCUCGAAUCACUUUGGAACUCUGACAGGGCUGCAGUCUAUGAUCAGUGCUGUGUUUGCUCUGCUGCAGCAGCCUCUGUUCAUAUUAAUGUUGGGACCUCUGAAAGGAAAUGUCUACUGGAUCAAUGUGGGGCUCCUGAUCUUCUCAUUGGCUGGCUUCCUGUUGCCCGGCUACCUGUUCUAUCACCGCAGACACCUGCUGCAGGAGAAGGAAGCCCGAGACAAGGCGACGGGUCAGACUGCGCUAGAGGGUCAGGCUCUCAAACAAUCAGAAGCUAACGGCUUUAACCACCACAGCAACGGCCAUGUCCCGCAGGAGGCCUAGAUCCAGAGAAUAAAAGGACUUACGACGAGGAUUUUCCUUUUUUUCCAGAAUUUUUCAUUUUCCACAAAAAGUGCAAAACAGCUGCCAACAUGGGGAAUGGGCUGUUAGUGAGGACAUUGUGCACAUUGUUUUAGAGAGCGGUCAGUGUUGCAUUAAGCACCUUAUUAGUAGCUUCACAUGUUGGUGCUGGAUUAGAACUUUUCACUGAAGCCAUGAAAUUUCAUAGUUGGACUUUUUAAGAUGUUACACAACUUGAGCGUUGUUCUUUUUGCUUUUAGCGUGGUUUUAUGAAUAGUUAUGUUAUGCAAUCAUGCAACUUCUUUUUUUUUUACCUUGUAUUUAUUAGUAAUGUUUUUUUGUUUUUUUUAAAGAAUAGUUUUGGCCGAAACUAAUGCCCCUCCCCUCCCCGAGAUACAGUGUUCUGUAGUCCACCAGCAGUUUUGUUUUCCCUGCAGUCGUAGCUAAUGAUUAAGCGCUAAUGACCACAUCAGAAGCUAAUGGUCAUGCUGUAAGCAUCAUAGAUCGCAAAAAAAAAGAGCUCAGUCUAAGCAAACACGUAAACAAACGAAACACACGACUGUGAAGAACAGCUGUCCUAAAGCACACAAACCAAGUAACUUCACUUAACUUGACUGUAGACAAGCUACCUCAGCCAGUCAGGCAUUGUCUCUCAUGCUGACCCAGUCGGGCAGUUUGUCUGUGUCCUGUGUGUGUCUUCACUCACUAAAAAAAGGGUGAGUGACUGAGUGUGUUUAGGUUAUAAACAGCACCUGUCAAAAGUUUGGACACGUCUCUUCUCAUUCAGUGUUUUUUCUUCAUUUUUAUUAUUUUCUACUUUGUUGAUUUAAUAUGGAAGACAUUCAGACUAUAAAGGAACACAUGGAAUUAUGCAGUCAAAGUGUUACAGACCAUAAUAUGUUUUACACUUUACAAUCUUAAAAGAGAACUCUGGUGUGAAAUUGACUUUUGGUGUAGUAAAACAUGAUAAAGAGUAGUAACCUUUAUAUAGCCCAGCUCCGCUCUCCCGCAGCUUUCCGAGAUCCAGUAAAUUUGUGUUUUUUUUGCCCAGCACUUUGGCUUAACCACUUGCCCCUGCAGAUAAAUCACUUAAAAAGCUUAUUAAAAAGCACUGUUUACAACCCGUAGCGUAACCUAAGUUCUGGGUGCCACCAUCCUAAAGUAAAGUCUUGAUCAGUACAGUGCUGGCGGUGCCUGGGGAUGAUGUAGGUUAUGCUACAGGAUAUAAACAGUGUUAGUUUAAUGAGCUGCUCCUGCACUUUUAAAGUUCUGAAUGCCUCGUUUUAAAUCUCAGAGCUCUCCGGAUUCAACCAAUGAGGUGUGGAGCUACUUUAAGCUGGAUAACGAUGUAAAAAGCGGUUUAUCUGCAGGGGCAAGUGGAUGCCCCGAAACGCCUGUUGUAAACAGUGCUGGGCAAAAAGCACAGAAUUGCUGGAUCUCAGAAAGCUGCGGGAGAGCUGAGGUGGGCUAUUUAACAAAGGUUAGUACUCUUUAUCAUGUUUUACUAAACCAAAAGUCAAUUUUACAAGCUCUCCUUUCAGAUAGCAACAACGGCUGCACAAUAUAUCAUUUCAAUAUUGUAACGCAUUUCAGUACUUAGUUGCAAAAUAGUCCUAUCACAGGGCGUGCAGUGUCAUAUAAAGCAGUUUUUUUGCGUUGUUCUCAUUUUUCACUCAUUUUUCUAUCAAUUAUAAAAUAGGUUAUUUAUCCAAAUUAAUUUGUUUUGGUCCAAUCUUGCAUAGUGCUUUGUUAAUAUUGUGACACAAUGGAUAGACUUAUGAAGGGAUCUUAUUGGCUGCUUUUCUUUUACUCUGUGGUCCAACUCAUCCCAAACACUGAAUGGGAAGAGGUGUAUUCAAAAUUUUGACUGGUUCUGUACAUUAUUUUCAGUGUUUUUUUUUGUUUUUUUUUUGUCUUUUUGUCUUUUGAAAAAAUAUCAAUGCAAUCAUUUCAGCAACACCAAAGACACUGAUAAAAUAUAUUAAACAGAUAUGCAAUGUAUUUUUAUUUUAUUUUUUUUUUGGUUCUGUACAUUAUUUUCAGUGUUUUUUUUUUGUCUUUUUGUCCAUAUGAUGGGAAAAAAUAUCAAUGCAAUCAUUUCAGCAACACCAAAGACACUGAUAAAAUAUAUUAAACAGAUAUGCAAUGUAUUUUUUUUUUUUUUUAGUAUUGUGAAAAUAUGAAAAUACCCAAAACAAGAUAAUGUUUGUAAAAAAUGCUUCUGUACCAAUGAAUAUUAGUCUUUUUUCUUUCUUUUGUACUGUUAUUCACUGCAUACAUUAUUUUCCUCCACAUGUUGCGUUUUGUAUCUGUGUACUAUUUUUGUUAUUCUAACAUGUUUAAGCUUGAAACUCGUGCUGCUCUGUAAAAUGCGUCAGCUCUAUUUACUCAUCCUAUUUACUUAAGCUCGCUUUGAAGGUGUGUGUGAUGUCACUGGUGGUCAAAUAAUUUUUCAGUGGUCAGGGGUUGAAGUGACAUGUCACAGGAAGACACGCUAACCGUUCUGAGAGCUUUGUUGUUUAUAGCCAAACUUCAGCUUGCAUUCUGUUGCUGUGAAACCAGUGCCUUGCUUAAAAAUCUACAGUAUAUCUGUAUGAAUUGUAUGUGUUUCACUAAACGCACAUCACUAGAGAACAGAGGUUAUUGGCGGUUAAAGUUAUAAACCUCUCUGUGAAGAUCACAAAGCUACAUGAGAAUGAGACAUGAGUGUGAUAACAUUUCCAAAUAAAGACAUGCACAAAAA
This is a messenger RNA of Astyanax mexicanus (Mexican tetra), 4760 nucleotides long. RefSeq names its product solute carrier family 43 member 1a (gene slc43a1a). Gene Ontology annotation, molecular function: neutral L-amino acid transmembrane transporter activity; L-amino acid transmembrane transporter activity. Gene Ontology annotation, biological process: transmembrane transport; neutral amino acid transport. NCBI's taxonomy places the organism in Eukaryota, Metazoa, Chordata, Actinopteri, Characiformes, Acestrorhamphidae. The record is from RefSeq and is a predicted model, not a curated record. The transcript is spliced from 15 exons. The coding region runs from base 317 to 1999 and encodes 560 amino acids.